This is a messenger RNA of Jaculus jaculus (lesser Egyptian jerboa), 4062 nucleotides long. It is a transcript of the gene Rasef, whose product is annotated as RAS and EF-hand domain containing. The transcript is spliced from 17 exons. The record is from RefSeq and is a predicted model, not a curated record. Bases 1 to 2109 code for a protein of 702 amino acids. Lineage: Eukaryota; Metazoa; Chordata; Mammalia; Rodentia; Dipodidae. Gene Ontology annotation, molecular function: GTPase activity; calcium ion binding; GTP binding.
AUGGAGGCGGACGGGGACGCGGAGGAGCUGGCGCGGCUGCGCUCGGUGUUCGCCGCCUGCGACGCGAACCGCUCGGGGCGGCUGGAGCGCGAGGAGUUCCGCGCGCUGUGCGCCGAGCUGCGCGUGCGGCCGGCCGAGGCCGAGGCGGUGUUCCGGCGACUGGACGCCGACUGCGACGGCGCCAUCACCUUCCAGGAGUUUGCGAGCGGCUUCUGCGGCGCGUGGCGCGAGGACGGCGCGGAGCCCGGCAGCCCCGGGAGUCCCGCGUGGCUGGACUUCCAGGCGCGCCUCGGGGACGAAGCCCGGCUCAUCCCCAGGAAAGAGCAAGCAAGUACCUUGUAUCAAAACAUCAACCUAGUGGAACCAAGACUAAUUCAGCCUUAUGAGCAUGUGAUAAGGAACUUCAUUCGUGAGAUCAAACUUCAAAACACAGAAAUGGAAAACCUGGCCAUUGCAGUGAAAAGAGCCCAGGACAAGGCAGCCAUACAGCUGAGUGAGAUGGAAGAAGAAAUGGAUCAGAGGAUUCAGGCAGCAGAAAAUGAGACCCGGAGAGAUGAAAAACGGAAAGCUGAAGAAGCACUCAGUGACCUCCGGCGACAGUAUGAAACAGAAGUAGGAGACCUGCAGGUGACCAUUAAGAAGUUAAAAAAGCUUGAAGAACAAUCAAGACAUAUAAGUCAAAAGGAAGAUGUAGCAGCAUUGAAAAAACAAAUUUAUGAUUUAUCACUGGAAAAUCAGAAACUCAAGAAAGAGCUUUUAGAAGCACAGACAAACAUAGCUUUUCUUCAGAGUGAACUAGAUGCUUUGAAAAGUGAUUACGCUGACCAGACUUUGAAUUCUGAACGGGAUCUGGAAAUAAUCCGAGAAUACACGGAAGAUCGCAAUAGUCUUGAGAGGCAAAUUGAAAUCCUCCAAACAGCUAACCGGAAGCUGCAUGACAGUAAUGAUGGCCUUAGGAGUGCCCUGGAAAACAGUUAUAGCAAGUUCAACAGAUCCUUGCGCAUAAAUAAUGUAUCACCAGGGAAUACAAUUUUUAGAAGCAGUCCAAAAUUUAAUGGUCAUUCUCAACCACUGGCUUAUGACAGGUCCUCCCGUUCUUCUUAUGUUGAUGAAGAUUGUGAGUCAUUGGCCCUCUGUGAUCCUAUGCAGAGGAUGAAUUAUGAAGUUGACAGCCUGCCUGAGAGCUGCUUCGAUAGUGGUUUGUCUACCUUGAGAGACUCCAACGAAUAUGACUCUGAAAUGGAGUACAAACACCAGAAGGGAUUUCAGAGACCACAGGGUGCCCAGCACCUGCAGAGCCUCGGGGACAAUGCAUCAGACACAGAUGGUCCCGAUCUUAGGGAUGAAGAACGAUAUGACACUGACGGCAUGACUUCUGUCUUGGACUGGAAACCCCCAGGGUCUGUCAGUGAAGGCAGCACUGUCAGUUCCUCCAGAAAGCCCAUCUCAGCAAUUUUACCUCAGGUCGGCAUGGCGGAUGACAACUCCAGACCUCUCAGCUCUCAGAAGGCUUACAAGAUUGUGCUUGCUGGGGAUGCUGCAGUGGGAAAGUCCAGCUUCCUCAUGAGACUGUGCAAAAAUGAAUUUAGAGGAAACACAAGUGCUACCCUAGGGGUUGAUUUCCAGAUGAAAACUCUCAUUGUAGAUGGAGAACAGACAGUUCUCCAGCUCUGGGAUACAGCUGGGCAGGAGAGAUUUAGAAGUAUCGCCAAGUCUUACUUCAGAAAAGCAGAUGGUGUUUUGUUACUGUAUGAUGUUACAUGUGACAAAAGCUUUCUUAAUGUGCGAGAGUGGGUAGACAUGAUUGAGGAUGCAGCCGACAAGACUGUUCCUGUCAUGUUGAUAGGAAAUAAAGCUGAUCUUCGUGACACUGCUGCUGCAGCAGGACAGAAAUGUGUCCCAGGGUAUAUUGGAGAAAAACUGGCCAUGACCUAUGGAGCAUUGUUCUGUGAAACUAGUGCCAAAGAUGGUUCCAAUGUGGUAGAAGCUGUUCUCCACCUUGCUCGGGAAGUAAAGAAAAGGACAGAAGAGGAUGACAGCAAAUCCAUCACCAGUCUAGUUGGGUCUAGUUCCAAAAAGUCAGUACAGAUGAACUGUUGCAAUGGUUAAAUCCCAACUAUCCUCAGCCCACAAAGUUCUCAUUCCAGAAUACUGACUUUGUGGCUUUGGUACUCAAUGGAGUGGUGCAUCUGAUGGACAGUGGUUGUGAAGAGUCACCGUGUGGCAAAUCUGAGCUGUGCUUCUCCAUCCCUCUAGAACUUCAGGUCUUCUCUGGUAUAUCUCAAUGUGCUAUUUGGGACUCUGGUCCUUAUGGUAUCUUAAAAGAUAUUGUGUUAAUAUUGUUAAUGUGACAAAAAUACAAUCACAUGAAAAAAUACAAUCACAUGCAUCUUGAAGCUAUAAGAGAAAUCACUGACAUAACUAGAUUCAUGGGAUAACUGACUUUUGUAGUUAACCCCACGACACUGCUUAAUUAAAAUUUCGGUCACAAGACCAUUUGUGUGAAAGAGUUAUCUAAUGUUUCUGUUAAUUAGCCUAGUGAUCUGGAGAAUGUCACCAGCCUACAUUUGAGGUAGCUAAGUAGUCAACCAUAACAAUAUUUGCUUAAGCUGUUGAGCAUGAGAGCAUACUAAUUCUUUCAUUAGUUAAGGAAAUUAAUACUUGCAGCUUAGGGAUGAAGAGAUAGACAUUAUAUUAUAGAUUAUCUUUUAAACCAUGGGCAGUGUGAAAUUGCAUGAAUACUUUCAUUUGCUAUGACAGCUUUAUUGUUACCUAAACUAGAGGUGUUAGAUGUGUUUCCACUCUGGAAAACAAGCAGCCUCGCCUCUCAGAUUCUAUAGUACUUUAAGCAACUGGUGACCCACAGUUACUAAGGACUUUUGUGAUUCCUGUCUUUUAACACUUAGGAAUUUGUUUAUUUUUUUUCCUACUUCAGAAGUAAGAACAGAACAUAAUUGAGGGAAAAUGGCAACAUUUUAGGGUCCACUGAAAAUAAAAUCAGUUUUAAUGAUUGUUAUUUUUUAUUGGCUCAUUUAAACUCCCGAGAGCUUCCUCUAUUUUUUAUGUAUAAAGAAAGUAUGUUUUUUAAAAAACUGCAUAUAAGAGAAUAAUUCAUAAUAUCAAGAUAUUUACAAGGCUCAUUCUGUGUUUAAAUUUUGUGUGAAUAUUUUUAAUGAAAGCAUGUAUAACCUGUAAACCACUGAAAGUACAGUGACACAAAAAUAUAGCCCAUCUAGUGACCACCAGAGGCUGAGGGAAGAGGGAUUGGCAGUGAGUGCUAGUGAACAGGUGAUUUCUCUGGAGGAUGACAAAAGUAUGUUAGACUUAAACUAGUGGUAAUUUUAACUAAACUAAAAAAAAAUCACUGAAUUAUGUCCUUUGAAAGGAUAAAUUUUUAUGAGUAUGAAUUACCUCAUAAAAUAUUACUGGUACCUACAAUAAUUUAAUAUUUUUCCAAAUGAAAAUGUUCAUGUUAUUUCACACCUUUCCACCCUUUAGCCUAAUCUAUAAUAUAAUGCCAGUCCCUUCCUCCCUUAACUUUAAGCCUUAACUUCCUUAAACAAUGAACAGUAAGAGUUAUGCAUUGCUUUGGAAAAUGAAGUCUCUAAAGGAGAAAUUUCCCUUUAAGAAAGUAUUCAGAGUCCUUUGGAAAAUGUGACUUAUGACACCUCAUUACUCUUGACCUGAUUGGUCUUGCACUCCUCCUAGGGCCUACAGCGUCUCCAAGACUUCCCCACUGAGAUGUCUAUAACAGCUAAUGGCAUCAUUGCCUGACCCAAAGUGGGCCAGAAGUACCAGAGUUUCUGUAUCCUGAAACAGGCUGUUUGUAGCAUGAUAUUUAAAUAUACCUGGGUUCAAAUAGGUCCAAGUUUCAAGUAGUUUACAUAAAGAAUAGUUAUUAUUUAUUAUAUGAUGUAAAUCCCAAACAUGUCUUUUUGUUAAAUUAAAAUAAUUCCUUAUGGCAAUACUUUCUAUGCUUUUCAUUUUUAUGAGAAAACUUUACAUUUAUUUAUGUUUCAUUUCGUUUCUAAGUGGAAAUUAAAUGUAUACAUGGUGCACACA